GUUGUUUGAGACAUUUGAAAGCUGGGCAAACUCUUGCGCUGUCAUCGCUAGCCGGUUAGUUCAUUGAAUUGGAAAGCUGGGGCACCAUGGAACUCAAUGAAGGGAAUCUCGGCACCCUGACUGAUUUCCUGAGAAAGACGCUGGACCCAGAUCCUGCUGUCAGGCGGCCAGCUGAGAAGUUUUUGGAAUCCGUGGAGGGAAACCAGAACUAUCCCAUACUUCUACUCACAUUGCUGGAAAAGUCCCAGGACAAUGUCAUCCGUGUGUGUUCAGCGGUCACAUUCAAAAAUUACAUAAAGAGGAAUUGGCGGAUAAUCGAAGAUGAACCUAACAAAAUAUCUGAAUCCGACCGGACAGCCAUUAAAGCAAACAUCGUAACUUUGAUGCUCAGUAGUCCUGAGCAGAUUCAGAAACAGCUGAGUGAUGCCAUCAGCAUAAUCGGCAGAGAGGACUUUCCUCAGAAAUGGCCAGACCUGCUGACUGAGAUGGUGAACCGCUUCCAGAGCGGAGACUUCCACAUCAUCAACGGCAUUCUCCGAACCGCACACUCACUUUUCAAGAGAUAUCGCCAUGAAUUUAAGUCCAAUGAGCUCUGGACCGAGAUCAAACUCGUACUGGACACGUUUGCACAGCCGUUGACAGAGCUUUUCAAGGCUACAAUUGAACUUUGUCAGACUCACGCCACAGACGUCAACGCCCUGAAGGUCCUCUUCUCCUCCCUCACCCUAAUCUCCAAACUUUUCUACAGUCUCAAUUUCCAGGAUCUGCCGGAGUUCUUUGAAGACAACAUGGAGACGUGGAUGUCUAAUUUCCAUAACCUGCUGACUUUGGAUAACAAGCUUCUUCAGACAGAUGAUGAGGAGGAAGCUGGCCUCCUGGAGCUCCUGAAGUCUCAGAUCUGUGACAACGCUGCUCUCUACGCCCAGAAGUACGACGAGGAGUUCCAGCCUUACCUGCCCCGCUUCGUCACGGCCAUCUGGAACCUUCUGGUCACCACAGGACAGGAGGUCAAGUACGAUCUGCUUGUGAGCAAUGCCAUUCAGUUCCUGGCGUCAGUGUGCGAGCGGCCGCACUACAAGCAUCUGUUUGAAGAUCAGAACACACUCACGAGCAUCUGUGAGAAGGUCAUCCUCCCUAACAUGGAGUUCAGAAGUGCUGAUGAAGAGACCUUUGAAGAUAACUCUGAGGAAUACAUCAGACGAGACCUCGAGGGCUCAGACAUCGACACGAGGCGAAGGGCGGCGUGUGACCUGGUGCGGGGCCUGUGUAAGUUCUUCGAGGGCCCCGUGACGGCCAUCUUCUCUGGCUACGUGAACACCAUGCUGUCAGAACACGCCAAGAACCCCGGCGCCAACUGGAAACACAAGGACGCCGCCAUCUACCUGGUCACCUCACUGGCCUCCAAGGCCCAGACACAGAAGCACGGAAUUACACAAGCCAAUGAGUUGGUGAACCUGACCGAGUUCUUCUGCAACCACAUUCUUCCGGACCUGAAAUCUGCAAAUGUGAAUGAAUUCCCUGUGCUAAAAGCUGACGCCAUCAAGUAUGUUAUGAUCUUCAGAAGUCAGCUCCCCAAGGAGCAGCUGCUGCAGGCCAUCCCCCUCCUGGUGGCCCACCUGCAGGCAGAGAGCGUGGUGGAGCACACCUACGCAGCACACGCCCUGGAGAGGCUCUUCACCAUGAGGGGGCCCAACAACUCAACACUCAUCUCCCCUGCAGAAAUGUCUCCCUUCACGGAACAGCUGCUCAGCAACCUCUUCAAAGCCCUCAGCAUUCCCGGCUCAUCGGAGAACGAGUACAUCAUGAAGGCAAUCAUGCGCAGCUUCUCCUUGCUGCAGGAAGCCAUUGUUCCUUACGUCCCCACUCUGAUUGGACAACUCACACACAAGCUCCUUCUCGUCAGCAAGAAUCCCAGCAAGCCCCACUUCAACCACUACCUGUUUGAGUCCCUCUGCCUGUCCAUCAGGAUCACCUGCAAGGCCAACCCCACCACCGUCAGCAGCUUUGAGGAAGCCCUCUUCCCCGUCUUCACUGAGAUACUGCAGAGUGACGUACAAGAGUUUGUGCCAUACGUGUUCCAGGUGAUGUCUCUGCUGCUGGAGAUCCACACCAGCUCCAUCCCCUCCUCCUACAUGGCCCUGUUUCCCCACCUGCUGCAGCCCACGCUGUGGGAGCGCACCGGCAACAUCCCGCCUCUGGUGCGCCUGCUGCAGGCCUACCUGGAGAAGGGAGGCGCCAGCAUCGCCAGCAACGCCGCCGACAAGAUCCCGGGGCUGCUGGGAGUGUUCCAGAAGCUGAUUGCCUCCAAGGCCAAUGACCACCAAGGCUUCUACCUGCUCAACAGCAUCAUUGAGCACAUGCCACCGGACUCCAUCACUCAGUACAGGAAGCAGAUCUUCAUCCUGCUCUUCCAGAGGCUGCAGAGCUCCAAAACCACCAAGUACAUCAAGAGCUUCUUGGUCUUCAUCAACCUUUACUGUGUCAAGUACGGAGCCAUCGCCUUGCAGGAGAUAUUUGAUUCCAUACAGCCAAAAAUGUUUGGUAUGGUCGUGGAGAAAAUUGUCGUUCCAGAGGUGCAGAAGGUGUCUGGACCGGUGGAGAAGAAGAUCUGUGCUGUGGGCAUCACGAAAAUCCUAACAGAGUGCCCGUCCAUGAUGGACACAGACUACACCAAACUCUGGACGCCGCUGCUGCAGGCUCUGAUUGGCCUGUUUGAGCUGCCGGAGGACGACAGUGUGCCGGACGACGAGCACUUCAUCGACAUCGAGGACACGCCGGGCUACCAGACGGCCUUCUCCCAGCUGGCCUUCGCUGGCAAGAAGGAGCACGACCCCAUCGGAGAGGCCGUCAGCAACCCCAAGAUCCUGCUGGCACAGUCCCUGCACAAGCUCUCCACCGCCUGCCCCGGACGAGUUCCCUCAAUGAUCAGCUCCAACCUCGAUGCCUCGGCUCUCCAGUACCUGCAGAGCUACCUCCAGGCGGCCAACGUGCAGCUGGUGUGAGGAGCGGGGCACUGCUGAGUGGACCUCCUUACCCCACAGAAGAGAAGAAGAGCAGGGGCCCCACAUGAGGAGCUCAGCUGUAGCUGUGAAGUGAAACUCUUGUCUCCAGUGGCGCCCACUGCUGGAGAGACAGACGUACACAAGGACCUGGACUUAAACCCCCCCCAACGAACACAUAGCUCUGGAUUUUUCUAUUUUUGUUUUUCUUUUGCUUUGUUUUUCUUGACAUUUCACUGAAGAAGAGACAUAAGUGGGAAGCUGACUCCUCAACGGCUCUUUUGCGGGUUUAGGGAUGUUUUUUACGAAAGAAAAAAGGAUGAAAUGGAAGGUGAAGGAGCAUAAAUGGACGACCAAUGAUCAGGAGCGAGACGCCUUACAUGAUUGCAGUGUUUUUUUGUUUUUGUUUGUCCUCUACUGUCCUGGGGGUCAAUCAGCUUUUUUGCUGCUUUGCCCCGGCAGGUGGAAGCAGGACCACGUGACUAACAUGGAACGCACUUGUGGCGUGUGCAAGCGUUAAUCUGGUUUGUCUCGCUGCUGUUUUUUUUUUUACAUCCCUUAUUCUGUAUUCCAUCAUUCAUUAGGUAAAAAGGAAUCACGCCUCUGCUCCUUUGAAAAAAGACUGAUAUAACAGACUCUUUCAUUCAUGACGUUGACAUAUUGACGGACCCUACUUUGCUGUGGGUUUGUGAUGUUUCGAUCAGAGAUCUUAACAAUCAUUUGGGAAGCAUUUAUUAUUAUCAUUUUUCUCCUCCCUCUGUCGUUAAGACUGCUUUUACUGCAUUGGAGAGGACUUGACCUUUCUCAAAGCGCUAAAACUGAAAAUGUCCUUUGUUUGUUCAUUUCUUUUUUCUGUCGCAUGUUUUGUCCCCUUUUUUUGUCUAUAAUGUCUGCUCUUAGUUUCCAUCGCUGUUGUUUCUUUUAAAAAAAAAGGUAAUAAAGAGAAGCACUUGUAAUA
Messenger RNA from Engraulis encrasicolus (European anchovy), 3957 nucleotides. It is a transcript of the gene cse1l, whose product is annotated as CSE1 chromosome segregation 1-like (yeast). Gene Ontology annotation, molecular function: small GTPase binding; nuclear export signal receptor activity. The coding region runs from base 87 to 3002 and encodes 971 amino acids. The record is from RefSeq and is a predicted model, not a curated record. Gene Ontology annotation, cellular component: cytosol; nuclear envelope. The transcript has 25 exons. Gene Ontology annotation, biological process: protein export from nucleus; protein import into nucleus. Lineage: Eukaryota; Metazoa; Chordata; Actinopteri; Clupeiformes; Engraulidae.